Poecilia reticulata (guppy) is the source of this 4345-nucleotide messenger RNA. NCBI's taxonomy places the organism in Eukaryota, Metazoa, Chordata, Actinopteri, Cyprinodontiformes, Poeciliidae. The record is from RefSeq and is a predicted model, not a curated record.
CCUUCUCCCACUCAAUCGCAGGGCUGCGCUCAACGACUCGACACCGCCAACAGGGAUGCAGCGAGGGCGCAGCGCAGCCUGAAAAUGGCACCACCACGCGUCCCGUGGAUCUAUCCAUCCCUUCCCCUGCUGUCCUCCCUUCUCCUCGUUUUCCACGCGUCUCCGCCGAGCACGGCCUUACGGAAUUACCCGGAGAAUGAAGUUACUUUAUUAGACUCCAUGUCGGCACUGGCCGACCUCGGCUGGGAGGCUUACCCUAAUGAAGGGUGGGAGGAGAUCAGCGUGAUGGAUGAGAGGAACACCCCGAUGAGGACCUACCAGGUGUGCAGCGUAAUGGAGGCCAAUCAAAACAACUGGCUGCGGACGCGGCACAUCAGCCGGGAGGGAGCGCAGCGAGUCUACAUCGAAAUCAAAUUCACCCUGAGAGACUGCAACAGCCUGCCCGGGGUCUCUGGCACCUGUAAAGAGACUUUCAACAUGUACUACUAUGAGUCCAACAAUGCCAACCUGUGGUUCAUCAAGGAAAGCCAGUAUGUCAAGAUCGACACUAUYGCUGCAGAUGAGAGCUUUACACAGGUGGACGUUGGUGACCGAGUCUUGAAGCUGAACACAGAAGUGCGAGACAUCAGCAACUUGAGUAAAAAGGGUUUCUACCUGGCCUUCCAAGAUCUGGGUGCUUGUAUCGCUCUGGUCUCAGUCAGGGUCUUCUACAAGAAGUGUCCUCUGACUGUGCGCAACCUGGCCCAGUUCCCCGACACAAUAACGGGAGGAGAAACGGCGCUGGUGGAGGUCCAUGGAGUUUGUGUAAAUGCCUCUGAGGAGUUUGAGCCGCCCAAGAUGUACUGCAGCGCAGACGGAGGCUGGCUGGUCCCCAUAGGGAGAUGCGUGUGCAAACCAGGCUUUGAGGAGAACAAGGACAUCUGCCAACCAUGCAGACCUGGAACGUACAAAGCUUCAGCCACAGAUGCCUACUGCACCAAAUGUCCUCCUCACAGCUCGUCUCCACAUGAACAGGCCAUGGAGUGCAUUUGUGAGAAAGGCUUCUACCGUGCUGAGACCGACCCACGCUCAAUGGCUUGCACACGUCCUCCGUCUGCUCCAGAGAAUCCCAUCUCCUCUGUGAAUGAGACCUGCGUCACCCUGGAGUGGUCRCCGCCCCGCGACACGGGAGGCAGAGGGGACAUUACCUACAGCCUCCAUUGCAGAAAAUGCUCCGGCGAAGGCAAAAAGUGCGCGCCGUGCGGCAGCAGCGUCCAUUUUGUCCCGAGACAGUUCGGGCUCGCGUCGGCCARCGUGCUGAUCACUGACCUCCAGCCGGACUCCAACUACACCUUUACGAUCGAGAGCCAGAACGGAGUUUCAGAUCUGAGUCCGACCCCCAGAGGCACGGUGGUAAUAAAUGUUACAACAUCGCAGACAGUGAGCGUCGUGCUAAAGGAAAGGCGAAGCAAGGACAGUGUAACAUUGGCCUGGCAGGGUCCGGAGAGACCUAAUGGGGCGAUCGUGGAGUAUGAGGUCAUCUACUACGAGAAGAACCAGCGGGAACAGAACUACACGGUUUUAAAGACUCGAUCCAACAUGAUGACAGUGGACGGCCUGAAGCCUGGGACCACCUACGUGUUCAGAGUCAGGGCUCGAACUGAUGGGGGCUACGGGACGUACGGUGGGGAGAUUGAACUGGAAACCAGCCAUGAGGACGUCUUGGCCAUUGGGGACCCAAACCAGUCCACCAUUCUGGUUGUGUCCAUUGCAGGAGGGAUUGUUCUCCUCAUCUUCUUGGUGACCUGCUUCGUUGUUAGUGGAAGACACUGUGGAUACAUAAAGGCCAAGCAGGACCCCGACGAAGAAAAGAUGCAAUUCCAACAUGGCCGAGUGAAGCUUCCAGGCAGCAGAACGUACAUCCAUCCUCACACCUACGAAGACCCAAACCAAGCUGUCCGAGACUUUGCCAAAGAGAUAGAUGCUUCCAACAUUCGCAUAGAAAGAGUCAUUGGAGCUGGAGAGUUUGGGGAGGUGUGCAGCGGCCGCCUGCGUGUUCAGGGGAAGAGGGAGAUCUACGUGGCCAUCAAGAGCCUGAAGGCCGGAUACUCUGACAAACAGAGGAGGGACUUCCUGUCCGAGGCGUCCAUCAUGGGACAGUUUGACCAUCCGAACAUCAUCAGACUGGAGGGUGUCGUCACAAAAUCAAAACCUCCUCUCAUAAUCAGAAAACACUUGACUUCCGCACGUCGUUUCAUGUUUGUUUCUGCUUUGCUUCAGAAACACGACGGGCAGUUCACAGUGAUCCAGCUGGUUGGUAUGCUGCGCGGCAUCGCCUCGGGUAUGAAGUACCUGUCAGACAUGAGCUACGUUCACAGAGACCUGGCGGCUCGAAACAUCCUGGUCAACAGCAACCUGGUGUGCAAGGUGUCCGACUUCGGCCUGAGCCGAGUUCUGGAGGACGACCCCGAGGCCGCCUACACUACGAGGGGAGGAAAAAUCCCCAUCAGAUGGACGGCACCGGAGGCCAUUGCCUACAGGAARUUCACCUCAGCCAGCGACGUGUGGAGCUACGGCAUUGUAAUGUGGGAGGUGAUUUCGUACGGAGAGAGACCGUACUGGGAGAUGUCCAACCAGGAUGUGAUCAAAGCAAUAGAUGAGGGUUAUCGUCUUCCUGCUCCUAUGGACUGCCCGGUGGUGUUGCACCAGCUCAUGUUGGACUGCUGGGAGAAGGGGCGCAGUGACCGGCCAAAGUUUGGACAGAUUGUCACAAUCCUGGACAAGCUCAUCAGAAACCCGGCCAGCCUCAGAGAGCUGGCCAACAGCUCAGUGUGCAGGGAGGACCCGCCCACCCCAGAGUUCAGCGUGAGCACUGUGGAUGAUUGGUUGGACACCAUCAAGAUGGGCCAGUACAAAGAGAACUUUUCCAGCGCCGGAUAUGUCAGCUUGGACUCCAUCCUCUAUAUCAGCGUCAGUGAACUGGCUAAGAUGGGAGUGACGCUGGCCGGCCACCAGAAGAAGAUUUUGUCCAGCGUGCAGAGCCUGCAAGCCCAGGGUACACACGUCCAAGUAUAACAGUUUCCACAGAGAGACAGAGUUGAACUGGACGCUCCUGUGGAGAGUCUCCCCCACGCCAUUCAAAUGGAGCUGUAAUGGAUACUUUGUGCUUGGGUCUCCAAUUAUUUUUUUUUGUUUUUUUUGUGGCACAUUAAGAUGGAGACGACAUUGACGCUUGACUCCUUCACCCUCCCAUAAUUCCCGUCCUGGACGUGCCCUUUGGCCAACACCGCUCACCAUGUCAGGGCAGCACAGAGACGAACAAAGACGCACGCAGAGACCAUUUCACAUCAUGUAAACAUAAAUGAAGAAAAAGCAAAAAAAAAAAAUUAACAUAAUGACUAAAAAAACUGAAUAUAAUGCUUGUCACUGUUUGUCAGGUGUACAGUUGGUUUUACCGUCAUUUUGUUUGUUUUACGUUUUCAUAACGAAGGUUUUCAAAAAGGAUCAUAAGACGUGUACAUGUGUAGAUAUAUGUUUAUAUGGGCGGCGUAUGCCACAAGCUUAGAGAUGGACCUAACGUUUGUAUCUGUGGUUGCACAGCGCUAACAGCAGUUGUUGUAAAUGUAUGAACUCUUCCACUGGUGUCUGCUCAAAGAAAGCUAAGAGAUUAUGGAUGACAUGAAUGUGAAGGGAGUGAGGAGAUAAAAUAAAUGGACCUGUAGACAUAUAAGGGGGAUGUAGAUUUCGCUAGCUUGUGUAGGAUGGAAGUAUGUUUUUAAUAAGUUUAUUUGGCUGGGAAAAGGGCUUCCUUAGAGACCGCUCUCAGACAAACUUCCAUAGAAAGCAGAUCCGMUAUAYGUACGSCUGUUUGCGUGCACGUGCUGUACGGUGUUACAGAUUGCAAAGAAAUAACAGAACGUGACGAAAUGUUACUCUUCCAGUAUCUUUGACAAAAUAAACAUAGUUUACAGAGCCUCGCGAAAAGGAUUCGUGCCUCAGAUUUUUUCACAUUAAGCACAGUGUAGUGUCUUGCAUUGGGAGUUUUUGCAAACUUAUGCAUAACAGUGAAGUGUAAGGAAAAGAAUACAAAGUUUUUACAUUUUUUUCAAAACAAAAAAUGAAAAGUUUUGUUUGGAUUUGUGUUCAGCCCCACUGAGUGUGUACUCGGUGGAAUCAACUCUUGCUAAAAUGGUAGCUGUGACUCAUAUUCAGUUGGUCCCGUUCAGUCUUACACUUGUAGACAUGAAGGCGUUCCCUAUUUGGUCUCAAAAUAAAUUGGACAAAAAGUGGAAAAUGCGGUGUUCAGGUUGAUUAGCGGCGUUGAGAUUGAUCCACCGCACCAAGCCUUUUGCAUGUAGGCAAAAAA